CCACGCGCAGCUCCCCACGUUCACGCACGUAGAUCGGCCCGGCAGCCGAGUGGAGCCAGUACGACAUUCCCCACGUCCAGCACUGCGAAAAGAAGCCAGAGCUCCAUGGUGAGGAUGCGGGCCGCUGACUGGUGUCUGAGCGCGGCGGGAGCUGCCCUCGUCAUGGCCACAUCCAGCGACACGGAGCACCCGGCCCGGAACGUGGCGGACGGAAGUUCCGACACGUUCUGGACGACAACAGGGAUGUUCCCGCAGGAGUUCAUCAUUGGAUUUCCAAAGCGUGUGACCAUCAGCAAAGUGGGCAUCCAGUGCUACCUGGUGCGGAGCUUGAGGAUUGAAAGAAGCGUAUCUAAAGACCCAGUAGACUUUAAAGAGUGCGUUGAAAAAGAUUUGCAGCACACGGAAGGACAGCUUCAAAUGGAAGAAUUUCCUCUUCCUGAUUUUCAGGCCACUUAUUUGCGAUUCAUCAUCAAAUCCGCCUUCGAUCAUUUUGUGUCGGUGCACAGGGUGAUGGCAGAGGGCACAGCAGAAGACACUUAAGUCUGGCUUAAAUUUGUACCUCUUCUUUUUGGUAUUAUAUUUUCGUAUCUCUAUCAUAAGAAAUAUUUAUUACAAACUGUGUUUAGGUCAGACUUUGUUAAUACAUGAAUUAAAGCUCAGUUUCCUGUGAGAUGUUUCCCUUA
Messenger RNA from Coturnix japonica (Japanese quail), 683 nucleotides. It is a transcript of the gene IFT25, whose product is annotated as intraflagellar transport 25. NCBI's taxonomy places the organism in Eukaryota, Metazoa, Chordata, Aves, Galliformes, Phasianidae. Gene Ontology annotation, cellular component: centrosome; cilium; intraciliary transport particle B. The record is from RefSeq and is a predicted model, not a curated record. Gene Ontology annotation, biological process: intraciliary transport; multicellular organism development.